Lolium perenne is the source of this 1113-nucleotide messenger RNA. Lineage: Eukaryota; Viridiplantae; Streptophyta; Magnoliopsida; Poales; Poaceae. The record is from RefSeq and is a predicted model, not a curated record.
AUGGAGAUGUUGGACGAGGUGAACAUUAACCCACUCCCUCCAUUCGACGCUGGGAUGGGCGGAGAUGAGGACGACGCGGAUGAAGGGGAAGAAGGGGGCGAAGGGAAAGAAGAUAAAGGGGAUGAGGGUGUGGUCGAGGUGGAGGCCGAUGGAAAUAGGAAGAAGAGGCGGGCGAACAGCUACACAGAAAUUGACGACAUCACCUUGUGCCGAGCUUGGGCCGCCGUGAGGAUGGAUGCAGUCUCCGGCACCGAUCAAACAGGGAAGCGCUACUGGCAACGCAUCGAGGACAAAUUCCAUAAACUGAUGCCGCGCGUUCGCCAUCCUAUCGAUCGCACGUACCGAUCCCUCCAAGGACGUUGGGACGCGAUCAAACCGGCCUGCAGCCGCUGGGCAGCAUCAAUGGACCAAGUGGUGUCCAAUCCUCCUAACGGCGCAACUGUGGACGAAUAUGACCGCAUUGCCGAUGCGAGGUACAGAGACAUGGCCAGCAGCAAGGGCAAGAGGUUCACCAUGCGCCAUUUCUUUGAUGUGCUUCAACACCUCCCCAAGUGGCAAUUGAGGGACGAAGAAGUAGCACCCAAGAAAGCUGCAAUGGUUGCGCUCGACGACACCGAGGACGAGAAGAAGGGCUGGAACGCUGACAAGCCGGAGGGAAACAAGAAGGCCAAGGAGAGGCUCAAGCUCGAGGAGGAGGAGGCUGCAUUGUUGAGGGACAAGUUUGAUCAAAUGAUGAAGUCCAAGGAGGUGAUUGCGGCCAAGACUUUGGAGACCAAGCUUGUCAUCAUCGGGAGGAAGAAGGAGGUGAGCCUUGCCAAGGUAGAAGCGAACCGAGAGAAAGCAAGGAACAAGGCCAAGUUAGAGGAGAUGAGGAUCAAUAUGAAGAAGACCAAAGCAAUGAAACAACUAUUGGCCGAAGAGAGGGAGAUCACUAUGAUGAACACCAAGCACAUGAAUGAGCAACAACUAGAGUGGUGGAAGGAGGCCUCGGCGGAGAUCACGGCAAGGCGAAUACUAGCUCGUGAAGAGGCAAUUGGUGGUGGCUCGGUCACUCAUGGAGGUGGUGGCGAUGAUGGUCACGGCGGGCCAACCUCGGUUUGUUGUCGACGGUGA